UGUCCGCCGGAAGCACCGGCGGCCGCGGCGGCGGAUGGAGACUGAGCCGGAGCGAGCGGAGGCGCCGCGGAGAGGCGGCGUCGCCGGGGUACUAAAGAUGGGCCGUCGAGCCCGCCAAGACCUCUUUGCAGGUGAAAAACUCAGCAGGAAGAAUUCCCCGUCUGCUUCUCUCGGAGAGGUUCCACCACCUAAACCCCCGCGCCGGCAAGGAGGCUGGGCGGAUGAUCCUGUACUGGCAUCUACCAAGUCAGGAAGAAAGCAUGCAGAAGAAGUAGAAGACCAUCGUCUCAGACAGCAGAGCCUGGAGGCAUCAGAUGAUGGAGGAGACAUUCCUGUGAUCCCUGACUUGGAGGAUGUCCAGGAGGAAGAUCUGGCCAUGCAAGUGGCAGCUCCCCCCAGUGUGCAGGUGAACCGAGUGCUGACCUACCAUGACCUGGACAAAGAUCUAAUGAAAUAUGCUGCUUUCCAGACUCUGGAUGGGGAAGUAGACCUGAAGCUCCUCACCAAAGUUUUGGCUCCAGAGCAUGAGCUACGAGAGCUGUUCCCCCUGAUAUAUCCUUGCUAAACUUCCACUGGGCAGAAAGAUGGUCAUUUCAUGACAUGGCAUAUGAGUGGCUUGGAAAACAUGAAGAAAUAGAAUGCCUGCAGCUUUCUUGUGAUGCAUUUGACUUCUGAGCCCAGCAAGACAAUGGUUGAAAUAGACUGGUUCGUUCAUCGAUUGUUUCAUUUUUAUACUAUAUGCUCCUUUGCUCUUGUGCUUUGCUCUUGUGCUGCAGCAAAACCAGUGAGAUUGUAAUAUUCCGUGCCAGGAAUAUUUUC
Molecule: messenger RNA, 819 nt
Organism: Pyrgilauda ruficollis (rufous-necked snowfinch)
Lineage: Eukaryota; Metazoa; Chordata; Aves; Passeriformes; Passeridae
Gene: IFT43
Product: intraflagellar transport 43
Exons: 9
Coding region: 35-565 (176 amino acids)
Biological process (GO): intraciliary retrograde transport
Cellular component (GO): cilium; intraciliary transport particle A
Source: RefSeq, a predicted model, not a curated record